This is a messenger RNA of Ambispora leptoticha, 572 nucleotides long. The record is from the annotation of a GenBank genome assembly. NCBI's taxonomy places the organism in Eukaryota, Fungi, Glomeromycota, Glomeromycetes, Archaeosporales, Ambisporaceae.
UCCGUGUUGCAAGUGGUGAGAAUAUUGCGUUGAUGUUCGAUAUUCUGGGUAUUGGUAGAAAGUAUUCGUCAUCGAGGGAGUAUGAGGAUUUGGAUAAUGUCGAUUUUCAUCAGAUUGACCAGUUGGUCACGCUGCUUAAUACACUGGCUACCGAUAGUAAUAGACGCCGCAAUAAAGCUGAACGUAAAGUGCAAAGAUCAGCAUUCAGAGAUAUCCUCAAAACAGUUGAGGAAGGUGUUGGUAUUGAAGAAAAAUUGAAGAUCCAGAAACAAACGCUAUUCUUUGACACGUGGCCAAAAGUAAUUCAACUUAAUGCCUUCAGAUAUGCAUUAGCUGAAGGAUUUUACCGUCACAUCGAGCAAAACACCUUGCUUCAAUCAAUUUUUGAGUAUGUACCGUCCGCCUCCGUCAAAGGCAGUCGCCCAGGUUCGGCGAUGAGUUUCCACAGCUCAGACGUUGACAUGUCGUUAUUAUCCUCUACAUUGUCCAAACAAAAAGCGCUAAAAGAAAAAAGCAAAUUUUUGAAAAAUAGAAAACUUAAUAAGCGCGGUGACUUUUUUGAAGUAGGUUAA